CACCAGGCUUCCUGUCUCUUCGUUUACAUACAUCUCUGCAGAAGUAACAAGCACUCUCCUCAGGGGGCUCCUGGCCACACACUCCCAGCCUUCACAUAGACACACCUGUGUGAAAAGCAGAAGGGAGGGAAGACACAAGUCCCAAGGCCCUGCCCUUUGUGCGGGGAAGACCCAGGUCCCUGCUUCAGCAAGGCCGCGAUGAAUCCAGGAGCUGCUCUUAGGUGUCUGCUCCUGGUGCUGGAGUUGGCGAUGCUCCCCGCGGUCACUCAGGGGAGAGAAGUAGUGUUGGGGAAGGUGGGAGACACAGCCGAGCUGCCGUGCAGUGGUUCCGUGGGGAAGAACAUACUCUUCAACUGGCUACAGUCUUCCACGGUCAAGAUCCUGGGGCGUCAGGGCAACUUCUGGAUCACAGGUGCCUCCAAGCUGAAGCAUCGUGUGGAAUCGAAAAAAAACCUGUGGGACCAAGGAUCCUUCCCUCUGAUUAUCAAGAAUCUUGAAGCAGCAGACUCAGGGGUUUACUUCUGUGAGGUAGACGGCAAGAAGCAAGAGGUGGAGCUGCUGGUGUUCAACCUGACUGCCAAGUGGGACACCGGCAGCAGCAGCGGUGGCAGCAACAUCCGCCUGCUGCAAGGGCAGCCGCUGACCCUGACCGUGGAGGCCCCCUCUGGUGGCAGCCCUUCCGUGCAAUGGAAAGGUCCAGGGAAUAAAAGCAAGGGCAGCGGCCAAAGACUCUCGCUGUCUGGGCUGGACCUGCAGGAGAGCGGGACCUGGACAUGCACCAUCUCCCAGAACCAGAAGUCAGUGGUGUUCAACAUAAACAUCUUGGUGCUGGGUUUCCAGAAGGUCUCUAACACAGUCUAUACAAAAGAAGGGGAGCAGGUGAAGUUCUCCUUCCCACUUAGCUUCGAAAUUGAAAACCUGAGUGGGGAGCUGAGGUGGCGGGCAGAGGGCACUCCCUCCUCCCUGCUCUGGAGCUCCUUCACCUUGGAGAACAAGAAGGUAUUUGUCAAAGAGGUCCACCACCCCAGACUGCAGCUGAAGGAAACGCUCCCACUCAGCUUUAUCCUGCCCCAGGCUUCGUCUCAGUGGGCUGGUUCUGGAACCCUGACCCUGAGUCUUGCCAAGGGGACACUGCAGCAGGAAGUGAAUCUGGUGGUGAUGCGAGUGACGAAGUUUCCGAACAAUUUGACCUGUGAGGUGAUGGGACCCACCUCCCCAGAGCUGACGCUGAGCUUGAAUCUGGAAGAGCGGGCUGCCAAGGUCUCAAAGCAGCAGAAGCUGGUGUCGGUGGUGGAGCCUGAGGACGGAACAUGGCAGUGCCUACUGAGUGACAAGGACAAAGUCCUGCUGGCCUCCAAGGUUGAGGUUUUGUCCCCAGUGUUCACCAAGGCCUGGCCAAAGCUCUUGGCCAUUGUGCUGUGCGGGAUCUUAGGUUUUCUGCUUCUCCUUGGGCUCUGCAUCUUCUGCUGUAUUAAGUGCUGGCACCGCAGGCGGCAGGCAGCACGGAUGUCUCAGAUCAAGAGACUCCUCAGUGAGAAGAAAACCUGCCAAUGCCCCCACCGGCUCCAGAAGGCAUGCAAUCUCAUCUGAGGCGCAGGGCCAAGGGAGUUUCCGGCUCAUAGCCUCCCCAGCUGCCUUCCCUUGCCUUUCCUGCCCGGCUCCUGGGCUUGCGCAGAGCAGAUGAACAUAGCAGACCCCAGCACUUCCGGCCCUCUCCUGCUCUCCUUGGCAUUAGUCCUCCUCCUGCUGAGGCUUAUACCAUUUCUUCCCUGUUUCCUUCACAUCAAGUCUAGCCCUAUCGAUGAUUUCUUCCCAGCUCUCUCCCUCGCGGCCCACUGGUCCCCGGGGAAUCACGUGGGACCAGCCCUGCCUGGCUUGGAGGGCAAGGCUGGGUGUCUGAAGCAUGAAGCGCAGGGCUGUGAUUUUACUGGUCUGGACCCUGGGACCAGAGGGGGCAGACCCCAGCCCUAGAUCACACAGCCGGAGGAGGGUAGAUCCAGAUCAGAAGGCUCCUGACUGCCAGCUUCCCCUGCUCCAUUUGGUCUGCUUCUCAAUCCAUGUUGGCAGGACACAGACUCACAUCGUGACCUGUGCACCAACAGGCACCCCUGGACCCACACGUGUGUACAGAGUGCACACUUGUGCACAGACACAAUUCCUUAUGCCCCAAGCCGUAUGUGUCAGUUUAUAAGCCGGUUUCACAUUCUUUGUUUGUUUAAACCUUGAGAAGAUAGUGUAGAGCUAGGAGUGUCGGGACCAAGAUUAGCAUCUCCAAUUUAUAGACCAGAAAUGGAACUCAAGAGACGUCAGAUGACCACCCAAGGUCACACAGCUAGUCAGUGCCAAAGGAUGAGCCCAGGUCUCCUAACCCUUAGUUCCAGGGCUAUGCCUUGAACACAGAGACAGUUACCAUGCAGAUGUCUGCAGCUGAUUAGUCGCUGAUGCCCAGGACCCAGCUCUGGAUUCGUAAAAGCACGCCACCCCAGACAGGGCUUGCCUCAGAGAGUUCAGAAACACGGAAGAGGAGCCCCCCUGUCUGAAAUUCCUCCUCUAUUCACCUGCCGGUGGCAGAAUCCUGUUACCAGAGGACAAAGCUGUCAGUUCUCCUAAUCAGAGCACAGGCUGGGAGCCACAGGCCCCGUGGGAGAGAGGGUGCCCAGUGACCUACCAUUCACCCUGUUGCAGAACCUUCUGGAAGGUGAGCUUUGCCAGGGGGAGGGGGCGGGGAGUUGGCUGGAGAGGGAACCCUCUGAGGGACUCCUGUAAAGGGUGACAGAGCCGGGCUUCCGUCCCCCUGCCCUGUACUUUCCUUCAUCCCUCCCCCAAACCAUCCAGGAUACAGGAAAAUUGGGGUUACAAGAGGCUUCUUCUUCCUCUUCUUGGUCCAUUUCUCUCAGGAUCCCCAGCCUCCUCUGCCUCUCCUUCCUUCCCUUUCUCACCACCUGUCUCAGUCCUGACCCCCUCUCCCUAAUCUUCUCUUUCCAGCCUGCCCCUUCCAGGAGGACUCCCUCCCCACUGCUUGCUUGGUAUUCCUGCCCACUCCAGCCCCUGCCACAGAAAAAUACAAUAAACUUACUAUAAAGAA
Lutra lutra (Eurasian river otter) is the source of this 3085-nucleotide messenger RNA. It is a transcript of the gene CD4, whose product is annotated as CD4 molecule. The transcript has 10 exons. Gene Ontology annotation, biological process: positive regulation of ERK1 and ERK2 cascade; T cell activation; interleukin-15-mediated signaling pathway. NCBI's taxonomy places the organism in Eukaryota, Metazoa, Chordata, Mammalia, Carnivora, Mustelidae. The record is from RefSeq and is a predicted model, not a curated record. Gene Ontology annotation, cellular component: membrane raft; external side of plasma membrane. The coding region runs from base 199 to 1590 and encodes 463 amino acids. Gene Ontology annotation, molecular function: MHC class II protein binding; coreceptor activity; protein tyrosine kinase binding.